AUGCCCAUGGACCUAUUCGAGGCUCAUUUAAGAUUCUCAAAACUACUAAAGAGAUUAGAUGCAACGCAGGGGUCGAUACAACAAGUUGUGGCAUUUGCUCUAGAGUAUCAUUCGACAUGCGGAGAGGACUUUUGGGAGACAGUACUGCAAGAAUGUCGUACGGGCUCUACAAACAUGCGCAUCAAUCUACUCUACUUUCUUGACUCACUAUGCGAAGCCUCGGCCCAGAGUGCCAGCAACCAACGCUCAAAACCGUCAUCAUCAACCAAGCCCGUGGGCCCAGGUCUUUACUACGUCAAUCUGCUCCAAAAGGAUCUCUCCUCGAUUAUUGAAUGGGUCGUUCCAGAGUCAAGAGACGGCUUGAUCAACGUACAGAGCGCAAUGCAGGCAAAAAAUUGGCGUAUGAAGCGAAUUCUGGAUCCUAAAAAGGUGGAAGCGGUUAUCGCUUCCCUCCAGGAGCGACGAGCGAGUAUACAAGCCAUCAACGCUCAAAAUCCCUCAAACGGUAUCAAAUCGUCCCAUGAACGAAUAUCUAGAUCUCAAGCUAUGCGACGAAUAGAAGAAGACAGAGAACGGCACAAAUUAUUACGAGAAAGAAGAUGGGUCCAGCGGGUAGACCGCUCUGAUUCGACUCAACCGACCCUUGCUGUCCUUCUUCCAAACUCGUUACCGCCAAUAGCAGUCUCCAAAUCGAUGCCACCAACACCAUCCGACGCCAUGGAUACUGACGAGACGGCAAGAGCGGGAUCCGAUUCGCGACCACAGAACUCUCCGCAGUUGGCCAUCGACAUCGAGUUUGAAAAUGCAUGGGAGACGACUUCUGACUGGAACGAAGACGAUAUUGAUGCAGUCUAUGAAGAAUAUAUGCUGUGCUUUCCGGGCACAGCUCCAAAGAAACCGCUGCCGUGA
Messenger RNA from Serendipita indica DSM 11827, 909 nucleotides. The record is from the annotation of a GenBank genome assembly. Lineage: Eukaryota; Fungi; Basidiomycota; Agaricomycetes; Sebacinales; Serendipitaceae.